This is a messenger RNA of Thamnophis elegans (Western terrestrial garter snake), 1103 nucleotides long. RefSeq names its product NADH:ubiquinone oxidoreductase complex assembly factor 6 (gene NDUFAF6). Gene Ontology annotation, biological process: mitochondrial respiratory chain complex I assembly; biosynthetic process. The record is from RefSeq and is a predicted model, not a curated record. Gene Ontology annotation, cellular component: mitochondrion. Bases 43 to 1047 code for a protein of 334 amino acids. The transcript is spliced from 9 exons. Lineage: Eukaryota; Metazoa; Chordata; Lepidosauria; Squamata; Natricidae.
GAUUGACAAAAGUGGGGGGCGUGGGGCGUGGCCUUAGCAAGCAUGGCGGCCUCCGCGGGCGCCGCGGCGCUGGGCCGAAGUUCGCGCGCGGCUCUUCCCCCUUGGACGCUGCGGGCGCCACGCGCUGGCCGCGGGCGGCUGCUGAUCCCAGCUAGCCUCGGAGGGCGCGCGCCGGCUGCCCUGGCUGCUUCCAGCCAGCCGAGUGCGGGAGGAGAGGAGCGCUACUGCCUGGAUUUGCUGCGAAAACGGGAUUAUGAAGGCUUCCUGUGUGUGCUGCUGUUGCCUGCUGAAUCACGUGCCUCUGUCUUGGCCCUGAGAGCCUUCAAUGUAGAACUGGCUCAGAUUAGAGACUCUGUAACUGAGAAGACCAUUGGUUUGAUGCGGAUAGAGUUUUGGAGGAAAGCUGUAGAAGAUAUUUACCAGGAUAAUCCACCACAACAACCAGUGGCUAUAGAGCUGUGGAAGGCUGUUAGGAGGCAAAACCUGACCAAAAGAUGGUUUAUGAAUAUUAUUGACCAAAGGGAAAAGAAUCUGGAUGACCGAGCUUAUCGGGAUAUCAGUGAACUUGAGACAUAUGCUGAAAAUACACAGAGCUCACUCCUUUAUCUCACCCUAGAAACACUUGGUGUGAGGGACAUCCACGCAGACCAUGCAGCCAGUCACAUAGGGAAGGCCCAAGGCAUUGUAACCUGUUUAAGGGCAACUCCAUAUCAUGCUAGCAGAAGGAAAGUGUUUCUCCCUAUGGAUAUUUGCAUGCUGCAUGGGGUUUCUCAAGAGGAUUUCAUAAGAAACAAUGAGGCGAAGAAAAUAAGAGAUGUUGUGUAUGACAUUGCAAGUCAAGCCCAUGUUCAUCUGGAACACGCCAGGUCCUUCAAGAAGAAUGUCCCUGCCAAAGCAUUUCCUGCCUUUCUUUGUACGGUUGCUAUUGAAGAUUAUUUGCAUAAAAUACAAAAAGCUGACUUCAAUGUAUUUCAUCCAAGUUUGCACCAGAAGAGCACUUUACUACCUCUGCAUUUGUAUAUUAGAUCAUGGAAAAAAGCUUAUUGAAAAAUAUGAGAUUGAGGCUUUCUGAUUGAAAAUUAUUAUAUAUAUAUAUUCAUUUA